AUGAGCAACAUUGUUCCCGACAUGGCCGAUCCCGAAGUAUUUCCCUACUGUAUUUGGCACCCGGACAAGGCAACAGAGGAAACGUACCGCGAGUUGGCUCGCGGGUACCCGGCCAUGCGCUAUCACUUCGGGUGGGCAUGCGCAGUGGCAGGUUAUACAGACUUGUAUCGCCAGCUGGACUUCCUACCAUAUGUCUCUCUAGCCGAGGAGGCGAGAGACAACUUCAAGACUAGCGGUGCUAUCUUCAACUAUAUUGUCACGCGUCCCGUCAGGUACGCCGUCAUGGAUGAUUGCACAGGGACGGUGAACUUGGAACAUCCAUGGGCUGGUGUCUCCCUUAACGGAGAUAGCCAGCUACGUUCUGUGCUUGUCCUUCGACAAGCACUUGCUGAUGUCGUCACGGGUUACCUGCGGAUAGACUGCAGCUUUGACAUCAUGGAGGACGGCUUUCUCGGCGAGGAAGACGUCGGCAGGCUGCCUCAGCCCCUGGCCUCGGUCGAGGAUCUUCUCAUCUUCAUGGCAGCCUACGAAGGCAAUGUGGAUCGCGACGCCCGGCUCCGGCGGCCGCCCUUGAUGCAUAUAGAGUACUUCUGCAUCAUCCGCGGCAUUUGCCACAACACCAUGUUCGCUAAGUGGUGGUUAGACGAGCUGGAGAGCAGGCAGGCAGCUUUGAGCCCCGGUUCCGACUGUUUGGGAAUCAAGAUUGCCAUCGUUGCACGCCUUAUCAUGUGCAACGACUUGUCCCUGGCCACAACGGCCGAGGAGAGUGACCUGUCAUACAUUAUCUGGUAUCCCCUGCGGCCGCGCGCGACCACGCUUGCCGAGCUCGCCCGCCGCAGACCCUGCGCGCUGAGGGCGGUGGCCCAUAUCUGCGUCGCCGCCGACUGCCAGGAGCUGUAUAACCGUCUCCAGGUCACGCCGCAUCCGGUUCUGUACAAGGAGGCCAAGCAUCGCGAACGAAUACUAUCGCACGGAUCUCGAGCAACGUGCCGGGACGAAAUUGACCUAAAACGACGGAUCGAAGGUGGCCUGGAGCUUAAACAGCAACACACGCUGCAGUGGGACAAGGGGCCGACUAGCACGCGGUUCGGGACAUUGUGGACUUCUUUCCACCCGUAAACUCGGAGGCGUUUACGAUGGGUUC
Messenger RNA from Phialemonium atrogriseum, 1144 nucleotides. RefSeq lists its product as uncharacterized. Bases 1 to 1119 code for a protein of 372 amino acids. The record is from RefSeq and is a predicted model, not a curated record. NCBI's taxonomy places the organism in Eukaryota, Fungi, Ascomycota, Sordariomycetes, Cephalothecales, Cephalothecaceae. The transcript has 2 exons.